Molecule: messenger RNA, 2363 nt
Organism: Gadus chalcogrammus (walleye pollock)
Lineage: Eukaryota; Metazoa; Chordata; Actinopteri; Gadiformes; Gadidae
Product: integral membrane protein 2A-like
Exons: 6
Coding region: 127-873 (248 amino acids)
Biological process (GO): negative regulation of amyloid precursor protein biosynthetic process
Cellular component (GO): extracellular exosome; Golgi apparatus; plasma membrane
Molecular function (GO): amyloid-beta binding
Source: RefSeq, a predicted model, not a curated record
AACAAAUCCGAGGUUGUAAAGUGCGUCACUGAGCGGAGGAGCUGCCGAGAAUAACCGAAACCGACAUCACUGUCUGCACUGAUAAUACAACUAUUUCACGUAGGAAGGCCAUACUGUCAAUUCAACAUGGUGAAGAUCGCGUUCAACUCCGCUUUGGCGCAUAAGGCGCUGGGGAAAGAAGUCCCGGCUUCAGAGACGGAUCCCGAGCUGGCGGGUGCUCGGUUGGGCAGCGAGAGCUCCACAGCGGGGUCUCUUCUCACUCUGCUGGGGAUAGCCUUCAUCCUCAGCGGGCUCAUCGUUGGAGGAGCAUGUCUCUACCGCUACUUCACCCCGAAACGGCUGUACCACGGAUCCAUGCAGUUCAGCGACGUGUCCGCCGGGGUGGCCGGCGAGAACCAGCCCUACUACCUGCCCCGCGUGGAGGAGGAGGUGGAGAUCUCCGACAACAUGGCCGUCAUCAGCGUGCCCCCUCCGCGCUUCCGGUCGGGCGACCCCGCCUACAUCCUCCACGACUUCCACAGGAAGCUGACUGCGUACCUCGACCUGACUCUGAGGACCUGCUUCGUGAUCCCGCUGAACACGUCCGUGGUUCUUCCCCCCCAGGAUCUCAUGGACCUCUUCAUGCAGCUCAUGUCUGGCUCCUACCGUAGCUACCUGGUGCAGGAGGACCUGGUGGUGACAGAGCGCGUCGACGACAUCAAGCCCCUGGGCUUCUACAUCCGUCGGCUGUGUGACGGCAAGGAGACGUACCGCAUGCAGCCCCGCUCAGAGCUGCCAGGUGGCAGAAUCCAGAAGCGUUCUGAAGAGAAGUGCUUCACCAUCCACCACUUUGAGAACAAGUUUGUUACCGAGACCAGAAUCUGCAAGGCCUGAUGAGAGACACAGACAGAGAGGGAGGGGGAGAGAGAGAGAGAGAGAGAGGGAGAGAGAGAGAGAGAGAGAGAGAGAGAGAGAGAGAGAGAGAGAGAGAGAGAGAGAGAGAGAGAGAGAAAGAGAGAAUGGGUGAGACAGAGGGAGAGAGGGGGGAGAGAGAGAGAAAGAAUGAUUGAGACAGAGGGAGAGAGAGAGAAUGACAGAGAGAGAGAGGGAGAGAGGGAGAGAAUGAUUGAGGCAGAGGGAGAGAGAGAGAAUGAUUGAAACAGAGGGAGAGAGAGAUAUAGAGAGAAUGAUUGAGACAGGGAGAGAGAGAGAGAGAGCAAGCUGCUAUCACACUAGCAGAGUAUUUUUGUAAAAAAUUACCUUACUACUGAACAUUAUGCUUUUCCCGCUCUUUCCCCAAGUGAAUUUGAUGUUUCAGCGUUAUAAGCUACCACAAUGUAACAUCUAUAGGUUAUUGAUUGCUUAUGAACUAACCUGGUCCCUAUCUAGUCUUGUGCUGGUCAUUUCUUCCAUAAUGCUAGCUUAUGUUUUACUGGGGCUGUUUAGUUUGAUCCUGUUAGCUAGCUAUCCUACAUGUUUUAGCUAGCAAUGAAACAAUUUCCCCCGGGAUAAAUAACAACCUGAAUCAUCAAUAAGCAAGUGAUCCUACAUCUAUUAGCUAGCUUUCCUACAUGUAUAAGCUAUCUUUCGUACAUAUAUUAGCUAGUGAUGCUACAUCUAUUGGCAUGUUGCAACAUCCGAUCACCUCACACAGAAGCGUUAUAUGUGAAACCCGUCUCAUGUCGGCCUGAUGUGACCUUAGGGAGAUGUUUAGAAGAGUCCUAUACCUUCCAGACUUCAAUGGUGUACGUUUUAAAAACCUAUCUAAGACGGAUGGAUGAAACCCCACAACAAUGCACUUGUUUGUUUAUUUUGUGUCGUCAUAAUGAGGCCGUCCCGGAGGUCUUAGUCUGUACGUGAAGUUCCUUCCUACUGUCUGAACUUGUUACUGUAUCGAUGACAUCAAACCUCAAAGAGGACAGAUUGCUCCCCCACAGGACACGCUAAUGUAUAAGAUUCGGUUGAGGGAAUGAGAAGUGGCAGGUGCAAAAAUAAUUAAUAACUGACCUAACAGAAUUGAGACUUUUGGCAAUUUUGCAAUUGACUACCUUUUUCGUUACCAUUUCCAAGGAUUUUAUUUGUGUACCUCAAGUUGUUUCAAUUGAUUCAAACACGACUGCUAAAUUUUGUAUAUAAAUGUUUCAAAUGUUUGUAAUUAAAUUGUGAAAUAACAAUUAAAACGGCUUCCCAUAAAAAUCUAGCUGUAAAGAAGGACAAUCGGAAGGGAAAGAGCUGUGCCUGGUGAAGUGUGUUUCUAAACACAAGGAGAUAGUCUUAACUGUUUUGAUGAAAGAUAAUAUGGUUUUGUGUAAAGUUACUGAAAUUAAUGUCACUUUGUAAUUGUAAUUUGUUGUUGAAUAAAGUUACAUUUCUUUACCUUUAGA